Molecule: messenger RNA, 1379 nt
Organism: Chara braunii
Lineage: Eukaryota; Viridiplantae; Streptophyta; Charophyceae; Charales; Characeae
Source: the annotation of a GenBank genome assembly
CUUUUCGUUUCAAAUUUUGAUUUAUUUAAAUUAUUUCUUAAUUAUUAUUCUUUGCUUGAUUAGGGAACUGUUCAAUUUGGGAUCUGUCCGACCCUUCCCACCUGCCUGCCCCCUACCUGUUCCUCCCCCUCCAGUCCGGGCACUGGGCCAGUCCGUCAGAUUAGCCCUCGAGUGACUCUUCAGAAUUCGGGCACAGCAGUGCAUGACACUGCUCACUCGAUCACAAACCAAGGCCAUGGACCGGAAGGCGUGGGAAUCCCUCCUGAGCUAUGAGGAACGCCUGGCGGCAUUCAUUCAAGAGGCCAACGAUAGGGCCGCCGCCGCGGCCAAGGAACGUCAGCAGCUUGAACAAGAGGAGGAGGCCAAGCGACAGAAGGAGDAACAGGACCGACUUCGUCAAGAGGAGGCAGACCUGCAGGCGGCAGCUGAACACCGGUCACGCCAGCGGGAACGAUUGUUCACACGGGAGACCGUGAUCGGCGAGGAGGCCGCACGUUGGGUGGAAAUGACAUCUACAGACGAGGCCCCGGAGACUGAGAAAGGGCUGUCAGCCCUUGCACAGGUCUCCCACGACCUUGUGGCCACCUGCGCUCUGCAGCAGGAGGAAAUCCUCCACCUGCAGCAGACAGUGGACCAGAUGCUCGCACGGCUGCAGGCGUUGGAAAAACAGCUUGCAGCUGUAGCAGCCGCAGGGCCUGCAAACCUUGCGACCCGUGUUCGAGUCUUGGAGGACGACGUCGGCAAUAUCAAGCAUGUGCAUCAGGACUUCAGGACGUCGCAGCAAGCAACGAACUUGCAGUUGGAGACGCAGGUCCAGGCGGCUGCCACCGUGACGCCCGCCGCCGCAUCCUCCAGGCGCCCACCCAAGCUAGAUGACAUUCCAGUCUUCUGCGAUCAGUCCAAGACGGAACCGAUCCCGUGGUGGCGCCAGUUUACUCUCCGGCUCGACAUGCACCAUGUCCGGAACAACGAUCGACAUCCGUGCUUGUACCACCGAUCUGGUGGUGCGUGUCAAGCAUGGCUGGACAACAUCUUGACCAGCCACGGCGUAGCAGUGUCGGAACUACACACCAAGCUCACUUGGCAGGAGUUGACUUACGCCUGGCACAAGCGAUUCCAAGUGGAGCCGCCCGACCUGCAAGCGAUGGACAAGCUCAACAAGCUCCAUCAAAACACGCUGCUCAGUCAGGACUGGAUCACCGAGUUUCAAAGACUCGCCUCCACACCUAACCUGCCGCUCGCAUUCCGCGCCAUCAAGCAUUUGUUUAUCAUGCGCUCGCGCCCCGGCUCAUCUUCAUAAGGAGGGGGGCUUGUUACAUGCUGAGAGCCUCCACACGGGCCCCUCACGGGACCCGAGGUUGGAUAAGGGCCCCCAAGUC